AUGGAUCAAUUUACAAAUCCAUAUUCAACAAUUCUAUCAGCUAUAAUCAGUUUUAUAUUUAUUGGAUUGUUAGUUGAUGUUGGAUAUAGUGACGAUAGAGGUGAGACAUGUGCAGAAGGAUGUCCAAGAAGAUGGAUAGGUGAUGGUUUUUGCGAUAGAGCUUGUAAUAAUGAAAAAUGUAGAAAUGAUGGAGGUGAUUGUCCAGGACAAGGAAAAUCAAAUUAUUUUUGUAAAACUAGUUGUCGAAAGAGUUGGAUUGGUGAUGGAUAUUGUGACCCAGAAUGUAAUAAUGCUGAUUGUUCUUAUGAUGAAGGAGAUUGUGGAGCUAAUCCAAGAUCACCAACUCAAACAUGUGCACCCGGAUGCAGAGAAAAAGAAAGAGGUGAUGGUAUUUGUGAUGCCAGUUGUGAUGUACAAGAAUGUAAUUUUGAUAACUUAGAUUGUGAUCCAAAGAAAAAAAAUCCUGAAGAAUGUAAUGUUGGAUGUUUAAAAGCAAUGAUUGGGGAUAAAGUUUGUACCAAAGCUUGUAAUGUACCAGAAUGUCUAAAUGAUGGAGGGGAUUGUAACAAUUCAGCCAAGGAAUGUAGUAAAGGAUGUAGUUGGAAAAUGAUUGGUGAUAAAAAGUGUCAACCUGACUGUCAAGUUUUAGCAUGUUCAUUUGAUGGUGGUGAUUGUGCUCCACCCAUUGAUAUCGAUGAUUCACAAUUUUGUUCCAAAGGAUGUUUUAAAACAUUUAUAGGUGAUGGAGAAUGUGACUCAGAGUGUUAUAAUGAAGCUUGUAAAUGGGAUGGAAAAGAUUGUACUAGUCCACCAACUUCAAAGGGAAUGAUCACCAAAGAAUGUUCAGCUGGUUGUCAACCUGCAAUGAUCAAGAAUGGUGUUUGUAACAAUGAAUGUUAUUCCAAGGAAUGUUUGUUUGACGGUGGUGAUUGCCGAGGUGGAAAUGAAAAGCAAGAGUGUGCUCCGGGAUGUCCCCUCAACCUUGUCGGUGACGGAUGGUGUAUGUCUGCAUGCAACGUAAAACAAUGUAACUAUGAUGGUGGUGACUGUGACGUUGUCAACUCUGGAAAGAUUGGAGGCAUGUGUGACUUGGGAUGUCUAGAAUCAAUGUUGGGUAAUGGAGCUUGUGACUAUGAAUGCAAUACAUUCAACUGUCAAUAUGACAAUGGUGACUGUGGAGUGAUUGGUGGUGCCAAUUCAACCACCCUUCUCGACUCUAAAGGAGUAUCCAAUGGAACAUGCCAAUUGGCACCCAAGACAAGAGCAUGUGGAGUAAAAGGAAAGGUGGUGUCUUCAACCGCCUGCAUGGGUGCAGACAACCAUAUCAUGUUGCAAAUGGACAAGCCAAAGAACAAAGAAGAGGAAACAUGUCAACAAAUGCAAGCCAAAAUGAUAUGUUCCCAAGGUUGUGUUAGCUGUGAUGGCAAGAGUAAACCCAAACCAGUGUGUCGACAAACCUGUCUAGAUUACAAAAAGGCAUGCAACAAUCUCCUUGGUCUCGCUCAAUUAGACUGUAAGAGUGACUUGUUUAGUGAUAGUGCAUGUACCAAGGUUGACAGUAUUUUAAGAGCUAGAAGUUCAGCUUCUUCUUUAUCACUCCAUCAUAUCUUCUUUAUAUCUAUGUCAUUGUUGGUAUCAAUCUUCCAAUUUUCUCUUUAA
This is a messenger RNA of Cavenderia fasciculata, 1659 nucleotides long. RefSeq lists its product as uncharacterized. NCBI's taxonomy places the organism in Eukaryota, Evosea, Eumycetozoa, Acytosteliales, Cavenderiaceae. Gene Ontology annotation, cellular component: Golgi apparatus. The coding region runs from base 1 to 1659 and encodes 552 amino acids. Gene Ontology annotation, molecular function: UDP-N-acetylglucosamine-lysosomal-enzyme N-acetylglucosaminephosphotransferase activity. Gene Ontology annotation, biological process: carbohydrate phosphorylation; N-glycan processing to lysosome. The record is from RefSeq and is a predicted model, not a curated record. The transcript is spliced from 6 exons.